CUGUGAUACUAUUUUUUUCUCCAUAGAUUGUAUAACACUGAAUCAGUACAGUUUUGAAUGGUUUGUGUAGUGUGCGGUUGCCAGUGUUAUUUGAAACAUAUUGCAAACUUGUCAGGGUCAUAAGGAGGAGCGAGGAAAAAGGGAAGUUGUUUUGAAUUUUGUAAACUAUUUUUUCAUGAAAAGGAAAUCCUCUCAGUGUGUCUACAUGUUGAAAGACAGACUAAAUGAAAGAAAUACGUAACAGGCAAUUAGUGUCGACCUUGUGUUAACAGACUACAACGUAAUUAUGUUGUCUUAUUCUCCCUCCUCGCUAAAAAAUCUUUUGCAGACAGAAUAUCUCUAAAAUAGCACUUACUUUUUCAAACAAAAUGAGUGAUUUCGAGGAUGCAGCAGAAUCUUUUGAUCGGGUCGAUGGCACUUCGUUCGCUUUUGACGGAAUUAGGAAAAGACACUUGUGGGAGUCACUCGAGUCAGAACUACCCGGUUUGCAUGAAGUGAAGGAGUUUAUCGAAGAGGAUGAUACGAGCCUGUUUGAUGAUGAAGAGGGAUGCAAUGGUUGCCCUUUGCCUAGCACUCCAGUCGACCCAACUCUGAUCGAUCAGGAGAUCUCGGAGGUCUUAAAAGUAGGAAUACACGACCUCGACUUGGGCGCUUUUGUCAACAGCGCCAGAGAACCCGCCGAAGAGUUCGUCAGGAAGGUAUGGGAAGCCUCGUGGUCCGUCUGCAACUUCAGGCAUCUCCCACACUGGCUACAGGACAAUGACUGCUUACACAACUGGCACAGGCCGCAGCUCGACUCCUUCUCAGCCUGUUUCAAAUCAAUAUUCAGUGUGCACACUGAAACAGGCAACAUCUGGACACACCUUUUGGGCUGCUUUGCAUUUGUUACUGCCCUAUUUGUAUUUCUAUUCUCUGGAGCGAGAGUGACACCACUUGAAGAUGCACUGGCCGUUUCGACCUUCUACAUAGCAGUUAUCGUCUGCUUUGGACUAUCAUUCAUUUUCCAUACGGUGUACUGCCAUUCUGAAUUCGUAGGCAAACUCUUCAGCAAGCUGGACUACUGCGGUAUCGCCAUCCUCAUCACCGGGUCAUUCGUUCCAUGGCUUUACUUCGGAUUCUACUGUCAGACCACAGCGAGGUACAUAUACUUGACUGUUGUCAUCAUUCUUGGGGUCACCGCAAGCAUCGUCUCACUCUGGGAUAAGUUCAGUGAAUCUCGUUUCCGCCCUUUGAGAGCUGGUGUUUUCGCUGGAUUUGGACUGAGCGGAAUCGUGCCAGCUUUUCAUUACGUAAUAUCUGAAGGAUGGUUUAACGCUGUUGCAUACGCGUCGCUCGGUUGGCUCAUACUCAUGGGAAUUUUGUAUUUAUCCGGAGCGUUCGUCUAUGCUUUCCGAUUCCCCGAAAGCCUCUAUCCAGGGAAAUUUGAUAUAUGCUUUCAGAGUCACCAGAUCUUCCAUGUGCUUACAAUCGCCGCCGCGUUCGUUCACCUCCAUGGUAUUACCGAAAUGCUCACCUACAGAAUGUCAAUGGGUGCUUGUGCAGUCCAGAGUGCUGUCCAGAGCACAAUUCUCUGACAUCCACUCCUCCCACAGCAUCCGACUCUGUAAAGAGAUACAACUCGACUCUAACAACCUUCUAAAACCACAUUAUUUAUGGAUUAGUAAUAAAUAAAUAAAUUGAAGAAGAUAUAAAAAAAAUGUGAUCAAUUAUAGGAUAUUAAAAUUGGAAAUUUUAUGUGAUACAAUUGUUUGAAAGAAACAUCAGAAUGUCGGAAAUAUCUUCACUUACUCAAUUUGUAAAUUGAUUUUUUUAAAAAUAAAAAUCUUUAACAUUCAAAACAACGGGUGGGUUUAAAAAUGGUUUUAAACAAAAUCGUUUUAACUUUUUAAUAAUGCUCUCCACAUUAUUAUUACAAAAUCAUCACCUUUUUAAUGUGUUAGUGGUUGGAAUGUGCUGCGGUCAUUCAAAAUAAAGUUAAUGUGAUAAUUGAUUAUAAGUAAAAGAAAAACCUGUUGUUGUUUCUGAAUCGAUCUGAUAAAAAUAUAUUUUUAUGAUCUUAGAUUGUUAUUCUAUUACAUUAGGUCAGGAAACGAGUGGGCUUGAUUUUUUUUUUCCAAAUGUCAAUCAACUUGGUCUAUUAAAUUGAUGUAAUAAUUCAUUGUUAGUUCGAAA
Cimex lectularius (bed bug) is the source of this 2172-nucleotide messenger RNA. Its product is annotated as adiponectin receptor protein-like. Lineage: Eukaryota; Metazoa; Arthropoda; Insecta; Hemiptera; Cimicidae. The transcript has 8 exons. Gene Ontology annotation, molecular function: signaling receptor activity. The record is from RefSeq and is a predicted model, not a curated record. Bases 369 to 1574 code for a protein of 401 amino acids. Gene Ontology annotation, biological process: adiponectin-activated signaling pathway. Gene Ontology annotation, cellular component: plasma membrane.